Messenger RNA from Procambarus clarkii (red swamp crayfish), 2800 nucleotides. NCBI's taxonomy places the organism in Eukaryota, Metazoa, Arthropoda, Malacostraca, Decapoda, Cambaridae. The record is from RefSeq and is a predicted model, not a curated record.
AUGACACGAGUGUCAACAGCCUCGGGGGCCACAGCAGUGCCAACUACCUCGGGUGCCACAGGAGUGCCAACAGCCUCGGGUGCCACAGAAGUGCCAACAGUCUCGGGUGCCACAGCAGUGCCAACAGAGCCUUUUGUGCCAAAGGAGUGCCAACAGCCUCGGGUGCCACAGGAGUGCCAACAGCCUCGGGUGCCACAUCAGUGCCAACAGAGCAUUUUUGUGCCACAGGAGUGCCAACGGCCUCGGGUGCCACAGGAGUGCCAACGGCCUCGGGUGCCACAGGAGUGCCAACAGCUUCGCGUGCCACAGGAGUGCCAACAGCCUCAGGUGCCACAGCAGUGCCAACAGAGCCUUUUGUGCCACAGGAGUGCCAACGGCCUCGGGUGCCACAGGAGUGCCAACAGCCUCGGGUGCCACAGGAGUGCCAACAGCCUCGGGUGCCACAGCAGUGCCAACAGCCUCGGGUGCCACAGCAGUGCCAACAGAGCCUUUUGUGCCACAGGAGUGCCAACGGCCUCGGGUGCCACAGGAGUGCCAACGGCCUCGGGUGCCACAGGAGUGCCAACAGCCUCGGGUGCCACAGGAGUGCCAACAGCCUCGGGUGCCACAGGAGUGCCAACACCCUCGGGUGCCACAGAAGUGCCAACAGCCUCGGGAGCCACAGGAGUGCCAAUUAACAGCUUCGGGUGCCACAGGAGUGCCAACAGCCUCGGGUGCCACAGGAGUGCCAACAGCCUCGGGUGCCACAGGAGUGCCAACAGCUUCGCGUGCCACAGGAGUGCCAACAGCCUCAGGUGCCACAGCAGUGCCAACAGAGCCUUUUGUGCCACAGGAGUGCCAACGGCCUCGGGUGCCACAGGAGUGCCAACAGCCUCGGGUGCCACAGGAGUGCCAACAGCCUCGGGUGCCACAGCAGUGCCAACAGCCUCGGGUGCCACAGCAGUGCCAACAGAGCCUUUUGUGCCACAGGAGUGCCAACGGCCUCGGGUGCCACAGGAGUGCCAACGGCCUCGGGUGCCACAGGAGCGCCAACAGCCUCGGGUGCCACAGGAGUGCCAACAGCCUCGGGUGCCACAGGAGUGCCAACACCCUCGGGUGCCACAGAAGUGCCAACAGCCUCGGGAGCCACAGGAGUGCCAACAGCUUCGGGUGCCACAGGAGUGCCAACAGCCUCGGGUGCCACAGGAGUGCCAACAGCCUCGGGUGCCACAGGAGUGCCAACAGCUUCGCGUGCCACAGGAGUGCCAACAGCCUCAGGUGCCACAGCAGUGCCAACAGAGCCUUUUGUGCCACAGGAGUGCCAACGGCCUCGGGUGCCACAGGAGUGCCAACAGCCUCGGGUGCCACAGGAGUGCCAACAGCCUCGGGUGCCACAGCAGUGCCAACAGCCUCGGGUGCCACAGCAGUGCCAACAGAGCCUUUGGUGCCACAGGAGUGCCAACGGCCUCGGGUGCCACAGGAGUGCCAACGGCCUCGGGAGUGCCAACAGCCUCGGGUGCCACAGGAGUGCCAACACCCUCGGGUGCCACAGAAGUGCCAACAGCCUCGGGAGCCACAGGAGUGCCAACAGCUUCGGGUGCCACAGGAGUGCCAACAGCCUCGGGUGCCACAGGAGUGCCAACAGCCUCGGGUGCCACAGGAGUGCCAACAGCCUCGGGUGCCACAGGAGUGCCAACAGCCUCGGGUGCCACAGGAGUGCCAACAGCCUCGGGAGCCACAGGAGUGCCAACAGCCUCGGGUGCCACAGGAGUGCCAACAGCCUCGGGUGCCACAGGAGUGCCAGCAGCCUCGGGUGCCACAGGAGUGCCAACGGCCUCGGGUGCCACAGGAGUGCCAAUGGCCUCGGGUGCCACAGCAGUGCCAACAGAGCCUUUUGUGCCACAGGAGUGCCAACGGCCUCGGGUGCCACAGGAGUGCCAACGGCCUCGGGUGCCACAGGAGUGCCAACAGCCUCUGGUGCCACAGGAGUGCCAACAGCCUCGGGUGCCACAGCAGUGCCAACAGAGCCUUUUGUGCCACAGGAGUGCCAACGGCCUCGGGUGCCACAGGAGUGCCAACAGCCUCGGGUGCCACAGGAGUGCCAACAGCCUCGGGUGCCACAGCAGUGCCAACCGAGCCUUUUGUGCCACAGGAGUGCCAACGGCCUCGGGUGCCACAGGAGUGCCAACGGCCUCGGGUACCACAAGAGUGCCAACAGGUUCGGGUGCCACAGGAGUGCAAACAGCUUCGGGUGCCACAGCAGUGCCAACAGAGCCUUUUGUGCCACAGGAGUGCCAACGGCCUCGGGUGCCACAGGAGUGCCAACAGCCUCGGGUGCCACAGGAGUGCCAACAGCCUCGGGUGCCACAGCAGUGCCAACAGAGCCUUUUGUGCCACAGGAGUGCCAACGGCCUCGGGUGCCACAGGAGUGCCAACGGCCUCGGGUGCCACAGGAGUGCCAACAGCCUCGGGUGCCACAGGAGUGCCAACAGCCUCGGGUGCCACAGGAGUGCCAACAGCCUCGGGUGCCACAGGAGUGCCAACAGAGCCUUUUGUGCCACAGGAGUGCCAACAGCCUCGGGAGCCACAGGAGUGCCAACAGCCUCGGGUGCCACAGGAGUGCCAACAGCCUCGGGUGCCAUAAGCCUCGGGUGCCACAGGACUGCCAACAGAGCCUUUGGUGCCAACAGAGCCUCGGGAGCCACAGGAGUGCCAACAGCCUCGGGAGCCACAGGAGUGCCAACAGUCUCGGGUGCCACAGGAGUGCCACAAACCUCGGGUGCCACAUGGCAACGUGUUGGGCGUGACGGGUACAUCAGCG